Molecule: messenger RNA, 2996 nt
Organism: Balearica regulorum gibbericeps (East African grey crowned-crane)
Lineage: Eukaryota; Metazoa; Chordata; Aves; Gruiformes; Gruidae
Source: RefSeq, a predicted model, not a curated record
AUGCUGCAGACAAUUUACGAGAGUGAAUCGUGUUUUUCCUCAGAUGGGGUUUCUGGACGUGAACAGCUCUUGGCUCAGCAAAGAAUGCACAGUAUGAUCAGCUCAGUGGAUGUAAAGUCGGAGGUUCCCGUGGGAUUAGAGCCUAUCUCACCAUUAGACUUGCGAACUGAUCUCAGGAUGAUGGUUCCCAUGGUGGACCCAAUUAUGCGUGAAAAGCAGCUACAGCAGGAACUACUUCUGAUCCAGCAGCAGCAGCAAAUUCAGAAACAACUGCUGAUUGCAGAGUUUCAGAAGCAGCAUGAAAACCUGACCCGCCAGCAUCAGGCCCAGCUCCAGGAGCACAUAAAGUUACAACAGGAACUCCUAGCCAUUAAACAACAGCAAGAACUCCUUGAAAAAGAGCAGAAACUGGAGCAGCAGAGACAAGAGCAGGAACUGGAGAGGCAUCGCAGGGAACAACAGCUUCCUCCCCUCCGAGGCAAAGAAAGAGGCCGAGAAAGGGCAGUGGCCAGUACAGAAGUGAAGCAGAAACUUCAAGAGUUCCUGUUGAGUAAAUCAGCCACAAAAGACUCUCCAGCAAAUGGGAAGAAUCAUUCCAUGAGCCGCCACCCCAAGCUCUGGUACACGGCUGCCCACCAUACCUCACUGGAUCAAAGCUCUCCACCCCUGAGUGGGGCCUCGCCACCGUACAAAUACACUUUACCAGGAGCACAGGAUGCCAAGGAUGAUUUUCCACUUCGUAAAACGGCUUCAGAGCCCAAUUUGAAGGUACGUUCAAGGUUAAAACAAAAGGUGACAGAAAGGAGAAGCAGUCCUUUACUCAGGAGGAAGGAUGGAAAUGUUGUCAGUUCAUUCAAGAAGCGACUCUUCGAGGUGACAGAAUCCUCAGUCAGUAGCAGCUCCCCUGGAUCCGGUCCCAGUUCCCCAAGCAAUGGUCCGACCAGCAGUGUAACAGAAAACGAAACCUCAGUUUUACCAUCUAACAUUCAAGCUGAGCAUCUGGUUUCACAGCAACGCCUUUUGAUACAGGAUGAAUCAGUGAACUUGUUGAGUCUGUACACAUCCCCUUCUCUACCCAACAUUACCUUGGGACUUCCAGCAGUACAACCUCAAAUCAGUGCUUCAUCGUCAUUCAAAGAAAAGCAGAAGGGGGAGACCCAGUCGCUCAGACAAGGAGUGGCCUUGGCUGGACAAUAUGGGGGGAGCAUUCCUCCGUCCUCAACUCAUCCUCACGUUGCUUUGGAGGGAAAGCCAAAUAGCAGCCACCAGGCUCUCCUGCAGCAUCUGUUACUGAAAGAACAAAUGAGACAGCAAAAACUUCUUGUGACUGGAGCGGUUCCUCUUCAUCCACAGUCUCCUUUAGCAGCAAAGGAGAGAGUCUCACCUGGCAUAAGAGCUGCCCACAAACUGCCUCGUCACAGGCCACUGAAUCGAACCCAGUCAGCUCCUCUUCCUCAGAGUACUUUGGCCCAGCUGGUCAUCCAGCAGCAACAUCAACAAUUUUUGGAGAAGCAGAAACAGUACCAGCAGCAGAUCCACAUGAAUAAGAUGCUCUCUAAGUCCAUUGAGCAGCUCAAGCAGCCUGGCAGUCACCUGGAGGAAGCUGAAGAAGAGCUUCACGGCGAUCACUCGAUGCAGGAAGAGCAAGCUCCCGCCGGCGGUGCCAGCAUUAGGGCUGAGAGCAGCAGUGCUGGUGUGGAUGACAGAAUAGGACAGCAGGUGGGGGCUGUGAAAGUCAAAGAGGAGCCGCCGGACAGUGAUGAGGAUGUUCAAACCCAGCAAAUGGAAUCUGGGGAGCAAGCUGCUUUUAUGCAACAGGUAAUAGGCAAAGAUUUAGCUCCAGGAUUUGUAAUUAAGGUUAUUAUCUGAACAUCACGUGCAUUUUCUAGGCUUUGAUAAGCAACUGUGUUUCUAUUCACUGAUCUAGCAAAUCCUGAUUUACUGUGCAAAUAACCUAACAAAGGCAGAAGUGUUGUAUGCACACUUGAAAACAUAGUGAAGCUCAUCCUUAUGGCCACUAAUUGAGAAAAUACCUGUUGCAGUCAAUUAUUCCACAUAAAUCUUUGCAUCAUAGCUGAUAGACUUUGUAUUAGCCAGGAUUACGUUACAUCGCUUAGUUCUAGUGAAAAAGAACUCGUAUCACCUAGCUCGUUGAGAUCAGCAAUUGCUGGAAUUAGUUUCCAGACCUGAUUGAUGAAACAUUCUUCUCUGACUUUGAAUCCUCUGACUUUUGCUUUCGGCUAUCUGUAUAUACUGUAUCAUACUGUAGUCUUGAACACUGUUAAUGUUAGGGUAUUUUUUUCCCCAGUAGACAGGUACUGACUGCUAUAUCAGUGGUCCCAGGCUGGUGUAUAAAGUAAAAUUUUGAGAGGAAUACAAGGUGGAUGUAAAGAGGCAAGGCACUGUUUGAAAAUUGCAUUGUUUUCUUUUUUUGCACUCCUUAGUUAAUAUUUCAUUCUGUCUUAUUUCGUGAUACUGUCCGAGAAACAUCCUUAAAUGAAGCAGAUGCAAGUACUGGUGAGAAGCAAAAUGCAGCAUUACGUUCCAGUCAGUUCUUAGGAUAUUGCAGGAAAAGCUCAGAACUGUUUGUUAUCAUUAUCAUCUGAUAGCCUGUCACUUGUUUUUUGUUUUGGUUUUUUUUAAAAUAAAGACUAAUCAUACAAUAUCACAUAACCUUUACCGCUAGGUCUCAUGGACAAAUACUAAAAUAACGACUGUGCAUAAAAUGCCAGCUUGGCAAACAGAAACUUCAGAUCGUUGGCGAGCAUUUCACCAAAGCCGAAAAGCGCGGUGCGUGCGUACGGCCAGCGAGCUGGCGUCCCUUUCCCUUGCUGUAAAAUCAGGCAGAGCCAGGCUGGAUGCAGUGGAAGGCCCUGUUUAUUUAAGUCGAUACUUUGUCAGGUCCCCGCUGUUCUCCUGCAGAAAAGUGAUUUUGGGAGGGGGGACAGGAAAUGCCUUAUGGAAACAGGAAGCCCAAGUGAUUCAUGUGCUGAGGA